This is a messenger RNA of Ictalurus punctatus (channel catfish), 1126 nucleotides long. RefSeq names its product lipopolysaccharide-induced tumor necrosis factor-alpha factor homolog. The coding region runs from base 164 to 655 and encodes 163 amino acids. The transcript has 5 exons. Gene Ontology annotation, molecular function: zinc ion binding. The record is from RefSeq and is a predicted model, not a curated record. NCBI's taxonomy places the organism in Eukaryota, Metazoa, Chordata, Actinopteri, Siluriformes, Ictaluridae.
AAUACAAAGGAAGUACAUUUGACACGGAUGGUUCGGAGAUAAACACACAGCAGUGAGAGGAUCAACAUGAGAGCAAGAGAUAAAAGUAAAUCGUUGAGGAAGAAUGACACGCUGGAGGAGUAAAAAAAGAAAGAAAAGAAGACAAAAGAAAAGUGCGGCGUAAAUGGAUUUUCCUGAAGCCACUGUUUCUGCAGUCGCUUUCACGCCUCCACUGCCCUCAUAUACUGAAGCUAUUCAGAGUCCACAAUCUUUAACACCACCUCCUACUUAUGGGGAAGCAGGUGUCCCGCCUCUGCAGUUGAACAACACCACGUCUCCUUAUCCUAUCCUCAGCAUUCCCACAGAGGUCACGGCCGUACAUCAAACACAGCAAGUGUUUGCUCAGCCGUCACCCCAUCAGGUAAAUCCACCGCAGCUGUUGGGUGGAAGACUGGGUGAUGCUCCCACUGUGAUUAUUUGCCCGCACUGCCAUCACCAAAUUACCACCAGUGUGCUUUAUAAACCCGGAUGUGCAGCAUGGGGCAUGUGCUGUCUGCUUACACUUCUGGGGCUCAUCUGUGGAUGCUGCUUGAUUCCCUUCUGCAUUCAAACAUUUCAGGAUGUUCAUCAUUCAUGUCCUGACUGUAAAAGAUUCUUAGGGACAUAUGUUCGCUAACACACACACACACACACACACACACACACACACACACACACACACAUGACUAUAAUAUAAAUAAUAUAUAUAUAUAUAUAUUAUAAACUAUAAUAUAAAUAUUUUGGAUCAUGGUAUGAUCUGUAUGAACACUAAAUUGAUAAAUGUGACGCGCUCAUGCAUUCUGAGUGGAUGUAGACAGCAGAAGCGUUUGAUGAAUUAAUAGGCGCAGAAACUAAAAUGAAUCUAAUCAAUACCCAGAAUAUGAAUUCUUGUAUAUUAUUAAAUAAUGAGCCUCGGUUGGAUUUGGGUAUUUACAGAGUGAUGGUCCGAGGUGAACUUACUGUAUUAAUAACACACUUCUGUCUGAAGCAUCUGCUAUAUAAAGCUCACUCGUUUUACUCCAGCCUGUACAUUUCUUUACUGUAGAUUUCACUUCCUGUAUAGAUUUCAUUGUGUUUCUGCAGUAAAUGGUGUUUUUUGUAUAUGAAA